Messenger RNA from Centruroides sculpturatus (bark scorpion), 1419 nucleotides. RefSeq lists its product as uncharacterized. Gene Ontology annotation, biological process: DNA replication, removal of RNA primer. The transcript has a single exon. Bases 1 to 1419 code for a protein of 472 amino acids. The record is from RefSeq and is a predicted model, not a curated record. Lineage: Eukaryota; Metazoa; Arthropoda; Arachnida; Scorpiones; Buthidae. Gene Ontology annotation, molecular function: nucleic acid binding; RNA-DNA hybrid ribonuclease activity.
AUGAAUGGACAUUCCAUUAAAAUACAGAAGACUUUGAAGUACCUGGGCGUUGUUCUUGACUUCCACCUUUCUUGGGAGCAGCAUAUAAAAUACAUCUGCGACCGUGUUGGCCUCAUCUUCCACUCCUUUGCUAGAGUGGCCAAAAACAACUGGGGCCUUAACUCCGAAGCCAUGAGUGUAAUAUAUGACACUAUCUUUGUUCCCAUCGUGACCUAUGGCUGUGGCACUUGGGGCAAUGCCGCCGUGAAAUCCCAUCCACGUCGGAAGCUGAUCUCUGCCCAGAGGACAGCAUUACUACGCAUCGCUAAAGCUUACCGUACUGCUCCCAACUCCAGCCUACAAGUGAUUUGUAAAAAGCCACCAAUAGACCAGAUAAUAAAACUUUACAGCGAAGUCUGGAACAUCAAAUGGGGCAAUAACAUCACCACCAGCUCUACUACUAUUCAGGCAGACAUGCUCGAAUGCCCGAUCAACUACAGCAACUCACCUUAUCCUAAUGAACCUCCCAAUUUCAUCCAUAACUUUCACUCUCCUCCUUCCAUUGACAUCUACACUGACGGAUCAAAAAUCGACAACCAGGUGGGCUGCAGCUUUGUUGUUUUCCAGAAUGGAACGGAGAUCUUUAACCAAAGGAACCGGUUACACGGCAGCUGCUCUGUUUUCCAAUCUGAGCUGCUUGCCAUCAAGACAGCCAUCGAUUGGUGCUCCGUGAACUUCCACAACACCAACAUUGCACUACACUCUGACAGCAACUCCGCCAUCUCCCUCAUAAGUCACAGAAACCUUCACCCUAUUGCAUAUGUCAUCCACGAAGCUGUCAAAAACUGUAGCAACUCCUUCAGCAUCAACUGGGUCCAUGCCCACCAGGGCAUCAUCGGUAAUGAACGUGCUGACGCCCUGGCUAAAUCUGCUGCCACAGAUCAAACUCUCCCUAUUAUCUACAAUAAGCUCAGCCUGACCGCUAUCAAAAAGCUCCUUUGGAACGAUCUACUCAUCACCUGGCAAAAUAAUUGGGACAACAACCAAAACAUCACUUACCAGUUCUUCCCGGACAUCUCUGCAAUCUUCAACUAUAAAUGGAUCACCCCUAACUUCAAGCUCACCCAGUUUCUGACUAACCACGGCCGCUUCCACUCCUACAUCAGUCGAUUUGUGGAUCCAUAUAACAGUGGCCUUUGCACAACAUGCAACACUCAGGAUGGCAGCCUCCACUACAUUCUUCAUUGUGUAAUGCUGGACUUUGAGAGGACACAACUACAAUUGCUCAUUAGCAGUCGGCAUGGCCAUUGGCCACAAAAUAACCAUGAGUUCCUUAAUGAUUUGAUCAACAACAAGGACACUUACAACCAAUUUAUAACCCUAAUCGACCAGUAUAACAUCAAGACUAAUGUUCCCACUGGCACAUCAACUCUCACCUAG